This is a messenger RNA of Cervus elaphus (red deer), 1082 nucleotides long. RefSeq names its product aspartate dehydrogenase domain containing (gene ASPDH). The transcript is spliced from 7 exons. Gene Ontology annotation, molecular function: L-aspartate dehydrogenase [NAD(P)+] activity; NADP binding. The coding region runs from base 93 to 947 and encodes 284 amino acids. Gene Ontology annotation, biological process: NAD+ biosynthetic process. The record is from RefSeq and is a predicted model, not a curated record. Lineage: Eukaryota; Metazoa; Chordata; Mammalia; Artiodactyla; Cervidae.
GUCCAAAGAUCAGCCACUGCCCAAACCUCGUGUGUGGGGUGAGAGGGGCAGCAGGCAGCGGAGCUCAGACGCAGACCACUGAAUUCAAGGGCAUGGCCCUCGACAGGGUCCCGAAGAAGGUGGGGAUAGUGGGCUACGGACGCCUCGGACAGUCCCUGGUCUCCCACUUGCUGACUCAGGGACCAGAACUGGGCCUAGAACUUGUUUUUGUCUGGAACCGUGACGCAGGACGAAUGGCGGGGAGCGUACCCCCUUCCCUCCAGCUCCAGAAUCUUGCUGCUCUCGGGGAGAGGCAUCCUGACCUUGUGGUGGAAGUGGCCCAUCCCAAAAUAAUCCAGGAAUCUGGGGCAGAAAUCCUGCGCUAUGCCAAUCUCCUGGUAGGGUCCCCCUCAGCCCUGGCUGACCAGGCCACAGAGCGGCAGCUCCUGGAGGCCUCACAUCGCUGGGGCCACGCUGUGUUCGUGGCCCGGGGGGCCCUGUGGGGCGCGGAGGACAUCUCCAGGUUGGACGAAGCCGGGGGUCUCCAGAGCCUCCGUGUCUCCAUGGCCACACACCCCGAUGGCUUCCGGCUCGAGGGACCCCUGGCUACGAUGCGCAGCACUGGGCCUCGUGCCGUGCUCUAUGAAGGCCCUGUACGGGGGCUCUGCCCCCACGCCCCCCGAAACUCCAACACCAUGGCAGCCGCUGCCCUGGCCGCCCCCAGCCUGGGCUUCGACCGUGUGAUCGGGGUGCUUGUGGCUGAUUUCAGCCUCAAGAACAUGCACGUGGUGGAUGUGGAGCUGAGUGGACCCCCAGGCCCCACAGGCCGAAGCUUCACUGUGCACACGCACAGAGAGAACCCCGCAGAGCCAGGCGCUGUCACCGGCUCUGCCACCGUCACCACCUUCUGGCGCAGCCUCGUGGGCUGCUGCCAGCUCCCCUCCAAACCGGGGAUCCAUCUCUGCUGAGAAGCCUCCCCCUUCCCGAGAGGACAUCCUCAUCUCCUUAUUUACCUCCCACCAUCACCGACCCACUGCUGUCCUGGCCUCAGUGUCCCCAGACAUCCCUCUGGUCUCAGUAAAUAGUGGAGGCUCUUCUCCCUG